Messenger RNA from Ochotona curzoniae (black-lipped pika), 3443 nucleotides. RefSeq names its product plastin 1 (gene PLS1). The transcript has 15 exons. The coding region runs from base 28 to 1920 and encodes 630 amino acids. The record is from RefSeq and is a predicted model, not a curated record. Gene Ontology annotation, cellular component: actin filament; actin filament bundle; cytoplasm. Gene Ontology annotation, molecular function: actin filament binding; calcium ion binding. Gene Ontology annotation, biological process: actin filament network formation; actin filament bundle assembly. NCBI's taxonomy places the organism in Eukaryota, Metazoa, Chordata, Mammalia, Lagomorpha, Ochotonidae.
AAAGGCGUGAAGGUCUCCUAUCCAAAGAUGGAAAACAGCACUACCACCAUUUCCCGGGAGGAGCUUGAAGAACUGCAAGAAGCCUUUAAUAAAAUCGACAUUGACAACAGCGGAUAUGUCAGUGACUAUGAACUUCAGGACCUGUUUAAGGAAGCAAGCCUUCCCCUUCCUGGCUACAAAGUGCGAGAGAUUGUGGAGAAAAUCCUGGCAGUGGCUGACAACAACAAAGAUGGCAAAAUCAGUUUUGAAGAGUUUGUGUCACUAAUGCAAGAGUUAAAAAGCAAAGAUAUCAGCAAGACGUUCCGGAAAAUCAUUAACAAGCGGGAAGGGAUCACUGCUAUUGGAGGAACAUCAUCCAUUUCCAGUGAGGGGACACAGCAUUCUUAUUCAGAGGAAGAAAAAGUGGCUUUUGUGAACUGGAUAAACAAAGCCCUGGAGAAUGACCCUGACUGUCAGCACCUGCUACCCAUGAAUCCCAAUGACAACAGCCUUUUCAAGUCACUCGCUGACGGCAUCCUUCUUUGCAAAAUGAUCAACUUAUCUGAACCAGACACAAUUGAUGAAAGAGCCAUUAAUAAGAAAAAGCUCACUCCUUUCACUGUUUCUGAAAAUUUAAACCUGGCCCUAAAUUCUGCCUCUGCCAUUGGUUGUACAGUGGUCAACAUCGGUGCCCAAGACCUCAAGGAGGGAAAGCCUCACUUGGUCUUGGGACUUCUUUGGCAGAUAAUCAAAGUCGGUCUUUUUGCUGAUAUUGAGAUCUCCAGAAAUGAAGCUUUGAUCGCCUUGCUGAACGAAGGCGAGGAUCUCGAGGAGCUCAUGAAGCUUUCUCCUGAGGAGUUGCUGCUGCGCUGGGUGAACUACCAUCUGACCAAUGCGGGCUGGCGGACCAUCAGCAACUUCAGCCAAGACAUUAAGGAUUCAAGAGCCUAUUUUCAUCUGCUUAAUCAGAUUGCACCAAAGGGUGACAGGGAUGAUGGACCUGCUGUCCCCAUUGAUCUUUCAGGAUUUAAUGAGAAAAAUGACCUGAAGCGUGCUGAAUUCAUGCUUCGAGAAGCUGACAAACUGGGCUGUCGACAGUUUGUUACUCCUGCCGAUGUGGUUUCAGGCAAUCCGAAACUUAACUUGGCCUUUGUAGCGAAUCUGUUUAAUACGUAUCCAUGUCUAUACAAGCCUGAUAAUAACGACAUCGAUAUCAACUUAUUGGAAGGAGAGAGCAAGGAAGAGAGGACCUUUCGGAACUGGAUGAAUUCCUUGGGGGUGAACCCCUACAUUAAUCAUUUGUAUAGUGACCUGGCGGAUGCUCUAGUGAUCUUCCAGUUGUAUGAAAUGAUCCGAGUGCCAGUCAACUGGAGCCAAGUGAACAGGCCUCCUUAUCCUGCUCUUGGAGGGAACAUGAAGAAGAUUGAAAACUGUAACUACGCAGUGGAGCUCGGGAAGAACAAGGCUAAGUUCUCUUUGGUUGGCAUUGCUGGACAAGACCUAAAUGAAGGCAAUGCAACCCUCACUCUAGCGCUGGUGUGGCAGCUCAUGAGACGGUACACACUGAAUGUGCUGUCAGAUCUUGGAGAGGGUGAGAAAGUAAAUGAUGAUGUUAUUAUUAAAUGGGUCAAUCAGACUCUUAAAAAUGCAAACAAAAGUACUUCUAUUUCCAGUUUUAAGGAUAAAUCCAUUAGCACAAGUUUACCUGUACUAGACUUAAUAGAUGCCAUUGCACCCAAUGCAGUCCGUCAAGAAAUGAUCAAACGAGAAAACCUGUCUGAUGAGGACAAGCUGAACAAUGCUAAAUAUGCCAUCUCAGUUGCCCGCAAGAUUGGUGCCCGGAUAUACGCAUUACCUGAUGACCUCGUAGAAGUAAAACCAAAGAUGGUUAUGACGGUGUUCGCGUGCUUAAUGGGAAGAGGACUGAACAGAAUAAAAUAAUGAAACAAAAGAUAUGAUUUUCUGCCACAUUAAAUGUAUUGAAUGCCUCACAGUUUACAGAAUUCUGGAAUGUAGUGGGCAUAAAAUCAGAGAUUAUUUGUAUGUCUGAAAUAGUUAUAGACUCAUUAAUGAAUCCAUUGUCCUGUUCAUAGUAGUUAUAAUUAGUCAGCCUUUUUGGAUAAAGUAAUUAUUUUACCAAUCAAGAUUGAUCAUAGAGUAUGUUCACCACAAAUGAUAUUUCAUGAUUGAAAUCAUCUGUUUCUGGAAAGUCUCAUUUAAACAAGACUGAUUCAUUACUUUUCAUGGUUCAAAAAAGAACAAUACAGAAGUUUCUGUAGGUUCUGCUGUGAAAUGUGUUUUGAUUUUUUUUUUUGGUGUGAUAUUUAAUUUUGAUGUUGAAUGUAUCUACUCACAAUCCAGUUUAAUCCUUCCAGUUUCUUCUUCUAACUAUGUAAAGUGAACCUUAACUUUCUGUAUUUUCUAUAUUGCCUAAAACUUUAAAGGGACAAGUACUGUUCGUUAACAUUAAGCUUUUUACAUAUAUGACAACUAAUUCUUAAGCCCCAACGUCCACUCUCUAGCCUGGUAAGACAGCUUUAUCUAUGACAUACAUUAUGUACUAUAUGUUGUUAGGAUGUUAUAUAUUCCAUAUAUAAUUUUGCACCUGAUUUUCUGAAGUAUCCCUAAAUGGUAUGUAUAAACCAUUAAGUAUUUAUUUUGCCCCCAUGAAAUGUGUGACACCUUUCAAUUUGUGGAUACAUGGUAUAUAAAUAUUUCUUUUAAAUACUCAUUUUGAAUACACAUGUGUUUUUCAAUAGACUCUUUUCAAAUACCUGUAGCCAAACAUUGGUUAAAACAUCUUUAGGCAAGCUGACAUGACCCUGUUAGUCUCAUGCUAUAAUUGCUAGUUUACAUCUGUACUGAAACAAACCCUCUAUAAUUUAUAAUAUGUUCACUGAAUAUCUGUAGGAGAAAGUAAAAAAUACUCAACAAAGAACAUUUUCACAGCAUCCUAUACACUGGCAGCGUUUGGUUAACACUGUGUUAGACCUGUGUUUGAGUUUUAGCAGCGGUCCAGUUCUACUGUUCAUAGUUUAAGCUGGCUAUCCGUUUCCUCCCUCUUGCAUUGUUAGUGCCAGUGAGCAAUACUGCUACGCAACAAAAAGCCUGUGACUUUAUCGCAAUGUGAGUGAAUGGCUUAAACCCCCUUCUACUAUUGAUUCAGACAUACAUGUUGGUAAGAGUGAGACUCUCCAAGUGUUUAGAAUAGGAUCUUUUUAAAAUGAAAUGACCAAUGGGUGGAAAGUUCAAAUGUAUCCUUCUGGAGAUUUCCUUCCCUUUUAGGUUUUGAUGAUUGUUUUCUUGUAUGAUGAUUAAGAUACAUUCUUGCUCUUUUGUGAUAUUAUUUAAAUCAUGCCCCCUUUGAUUUUUCACCAUUAUAUUUGCUAAACUGAUUAACAUGAAAUUUGGCACUUUAGGAUAUUCUUUCCCUCACAAUAUAUGUUUAAUAAAAAUGCUGUGUA